GUUGCACAGACGGCAGAUGGUGUGGACGCUGACCUCUGGAAAGACGGCUUAUUUAAAUCCAAGGUUACCAGAUACCUGUGUUUCACAAGAUCAUUUUCCAAAGAAAAUAGUCAUUUGGGGAACGUGUUAGUGGAUAUGAAGCUCAUUGACAUCAAGGACACUCUGCCUGUGGGUUUCAUCCCAAUUCAGGAGACAGUGGACACACAGGAAGUGGCUUUUAGAAAGAAGAGGCUGUGCAUAAAAUUUAUCCCACGGGACUCAACGGAAGCUGCGAUUUGUGACAUUCGGAUCAUGGGCCGGACCAAGCAGGCCCCUCCUCAGUACACGUUCAUUGGGGAACUGAACAGCAUGGGGAUCUGGUACCGAAUGGGCAGAGUCCCAAGAAAUCAUGACUCGUCUCAGCCCACAACGCCUUCCCAGUCAUCAGCUGCUUCCACCCCAGCCCCCAACCUUCCCAGGCACAUCUCUCUAACACUCCCUGCCACCUUCCGAGGCAGGAACAGUACCCGGACGGACUAUGAGUACCAGCACUCCAAUUUGUAUGCCAUAUCAGCAAUGGAUGGUGUGCCUUUUAUGAUUUCAGAAAAAUUUUCUUGUGUCCCAGAAAGUAUGCAGCCCUUUGAUCUCUUGGGAAUCACCAUCAAAUCUCUAGCAGAAAUUGAAAAAGAGUACGAGUACAGCUUCCGCACAGAGCAGAGUGCUGCCGCCAGGCUCCCGCCCAGCCCCACCCGGUGUCAGCAGAUCCCUCAGUCCUGAGGAGCCAGAGCCACCUGCGCCACCCUCGGGGAGAAGAGGCCUCCCACCCAGGCUACUGGCGGGGCGGCUGGGGUGUGGGCCGCUCUCCUCCCUUGUCCCGUCCCUCCUGCCCUGCUUCCCACUGUGUCCACCAGCCCUUCCUCCCACACUGCCCAUCCGGGGGCUCCGUGGGCAGCUGAGGGGUUGCGUCCUGUCAUUGGCUUGCCUGACACGACACCCCAGCCUGCCUGGGGAUGUUGUUCGUAACUGCAACUAAUCUGUGUGUGCUCUAGUGGCCACCGGCUCCUAACGUGUCUGUGUGAUGACCAGUUGUCCUGCAAAAACUCUUACCCACCACGGAGCAUCCCCACGGGCCCCGGGUACUUGCUCCAGCCGUCCAGUGACACCCACAGGCUCCCUUCACUCCUGAUUGUUGCCUGCCAUGGAGACCCCACUAAGCCAUGGCUGUCCUUC
Molecule: messenger RNA, 1209 nt
Organism: Galeopterus variegatus (Sunda flying lemur)
Lineage: Eukaryota; Metazoa; Chordata; Mammalia; Dermoptera; Cynocephalidae
Gene: MVB12B
Product: multivesicular body subunit 12B
Exons: 8
Biological process (GO): virus maturation; viral budding; regulation of epidermal growth factor receptor signaling pathway
Cellular component (GO): late endosome; ESCRT I complex
Source: RefSeq, a predicted model, not a curated record